Messenger RNA from Lactuca saligna, 2820 nucleotides. NCBI's taxonomy places the organism in Eukaryota, Viridiplantae, Streptophyta, Magnoliopsida, Asterales, Asteraceae. The record is from the annotation of a GenBank genome assembly.
CCGGACUAAAAAUCAGGAACCAGACCCCAAGAAGUGGGGCAAUUCUCAAAAAGACCACCACAACGCCAGCAAUCGGCGAUGGCGAAGUCCACCAAAAUCCACCCAACCACUGAUCCCGAAACCGACCCUAGUUCCUACUCCCUUGAGAAAUUCAAACUCUAUGAAACCAGGGCCAGGUUCUAUCUCAUCGGCAGUGAUCGGAAUAAGAGAUUCUUCCGAGUCCUAAAGAUUGAUCGCAUGGAACCCUCGGAUCUCAAUAUAAGCGAAGACCCUGUUGUUUAUCCGCCUCAGGAAGUCAAGAGCUUGCUUCAGCGGAUUGCCGAAGGCAAUCGUGCUACUGGUGGUUUGUCCUUCGUCGCCAAGGUCUACGGCAUCGCUGGUUGUAUUAAGUUCUUGGAGUCAUAUUAUUUGAUAUUGGUUACAAAGCAUAGGCAAAUUGGGUGUAUAUGUGGACAUGCAAUUUAUAGCAUUGAAGAGAGCCAAAUUAUUACAAUUCCACAUGUCUCUGUUCAAACCGAUGUUGCUCAUUCAAAAACCGAGCUGAGGUAUAAGAAGCUGUUAUCCAGUGUAGACCUGACAAAAGAUUUUUACUAUAGUUACACAUAUCCAAUAAUGCGAAGUUUACAGAAAAACGUUCUAUCCACUGGCAUUGAAGGGAUGCCAUAUGAUGACAUAUUUGUGUGGAAUGCUUUUCUAACACAACCAAUUCGAUCAAGAUGCAAGAACACUAUCUGGACAAUUGCUCUCGUUCAUGGAAAUUUUAAGCAGAUACGGUUAUCAGUCUUUGGAAGAGACUUCAGUGUUGCACUGUUAUCUAAGCGAUCUCGUCACUUUGCAGGAACACGUUACUUGAAAAGGGGAGUAAAUGAUCGUGGUAGGGUUGCAAAUGAUGUUGAAACAGAACAAAUUGUUCUUGAUGAAGAAGCCGGAUCAUGCAAAGGGAAAAUGAGCUCUGUUGUACAAAUGAGGGGUUCAAUUCCUCUUUUUUGGUCACAAGAAGCUUCUAGAUUCAGUCCAAAGCCUGAUAUCAUAUUGCAAAGAUAUGAUCCUACAUACGAGGCCACCAAACUUCACUUUGAAGAUCUGGAAAAGAGAUAUGACAAUCCAAUCAUUGUGCUUAAUUUGAUCAAGACUGUGGAGAAAAGGCCUCGAGAAAUGAUGUUAAGGCGUGAAUUCACGAAUGCAGUUGGGUAUCUGAAUCAGAUACUUCCAGAAGAAAAUCAACUUAGGUUUAUCCAUUGGGACUUCCACAAGUUUGCAAAGAGUAAGUCUGCCAAUGUAUUGGGAGUUUUGGGUGGUGUUGCUAGUGAAGCACUGGAUUUGACAGGGUUUUAUUAUAGUGGAAAGCCAACUGUUGUCAAGAAAAAAUCCAUACAACUCAGCAGGACAAGCACAGCAAGUUUCUGCAGGGAGGCUUCACUCAAAGAUUUGAGAAGUGCUUCAGGGGAUCUAUCAGUGGCCACAAGUACUUACACUAUUACUGAUACGACCCCUCAAGACAGAGAUGCAAAUCAUAAUCAUAAUCAGAAGAUGAAGAAAUAUAAUCACAGCAACAAAGAUCCACAGUUUCAAAGUGGAGUUUUACGAACCAAUUGCAUCGAUUGCUUGGAUCGUACAAAUGUUGCCCAAUAUGCGUAUGGUUUAGCCGCCUUAGGCCGCCAGCUUCAUGCCAUGGGACUUACAGAUGAUCCAAAAGUGGAUGCUGAUAGUAGUAUUGCUGCAGCUCUUAUGGAUAUGUACCAAAGCAUGGGUGAUGCUCUUGCACAGCAAUACGGUGGAUCUGCAGCCCACAACACUGUGUUCCCAGAGAGGCAAGGAAAGUGGAAAGCAACAACACAAUCUAGAGAGUUUUUGAAAUCUAUCAAACGAUACUACAGUAAUGCUUAUACAGAUGGUGAAAAACAAGAUGCUAUCAAUUUGUUUUUGGGCUACUUCCAGCCACAAGAAGGAAAGCCAGCGCUUUGGGAACUCGAUUCUGAUUAUUAUCUUCAUGUAUCUGGGAUAGGGGAUGACCUAAUCCCAGAAGGCUAUUUACCAAGUGAUGGUGGUGGUGGUGGUGAAGCUGUAAGGUUUUUAGGGGGUUCACUGACACCUGUUGCAGCAUGUAAAGAGGAUUUCUCACGGAUGAAACUGACAUCAUUUUCCAAACUAAUAGAAAGAACAAGUGGCGCCAUAAAGAAUGUGAGGCUGUGUAGUGAACCGGAUCAUAAGCCUCCUGGAAAUUCUGGAAUGGCACCUGAUGCAGUUGAAAUACAACUUAAAAGUCCAAACUGGCUUUUUGGUCACAAGAAGUUUGAAGAAGGUGGUAAUAAUGGUAUGCUGAAAAAAGUUGCAUCAGAUGAAUUAGCCAUGAGAGGGCGUGAAGACGAGAAGAAAUUUGAUGAGUUGUGUGACCCCAAUUGGGUUUCUUCUGCUAUUCACACUAAUGAAGAGGAUGUAUUCAAAAGAUAUCUUGCAAUGACCUCAAUAGAUGAAGCGAAUGGAUGGUAUGGUGGGACAUUGCUUGCUGAGCAAGAUGAAAGCAGUGAGGUGUAUAGACAUUAUGCUCAAUUCUGUCAGAACCCUAUAAUGGAACCCUUCCAAAACGAUUCUGAUAAAGAGAAGCAUUAUGCUGAGGUUCUUGGCUCAGUAGCAGUGGUGGAGUGCAUGGAUGAUGCAACAGCAACAGCAACUGUGGAAGAUGAGAUGGAGGCAGCAUUGAUGGAGUAUGAGCUGAUUGGGGCGGAUCUUGGUAUUUGCCCCAAGACUUUUAAUGCUUUGGCUAUUGACCCCACUCACUUGACCAGGUGGAUGAUUGGAGAACACAGGCUGCCUUCUUAA